Messenger RNA from Camelina sativa (false flax), 1116 nucleotides. Its product is annotated as protein RGF1 INDUCIBLE TRANSCRIPTION FACTOR 1-like. NCBI's taxonomy places the organism in Eukaryota, Viridiplantae, Streptophyta, Magnoliopsida, Brassicales, Brassicaceae. The record is from RefSeq and is a predicted model, not a curated record.
CUCUUUCUUUCUUUCUUUCUUUCUCUCUUCUCUCUCUUUUUCUCUCUGGGAAUGGUCAGUCAAUUUCACCACUGAGAGCUCAAAAUCGCCUGACCUUGACCUCUUACUCUCUCUUAUCUCUUCCCCAAACACUUCCCAGUUUUAGAAGAAGAGAGCCAUCAUCAUGAUGCAAUCUGGAGAAUUCCCUGCAUGGCUUGAAGUUUUGUUAAAAGACAAGUUUUUCAACGCUUGUUUGCAUCAUGAAGAUGUUAAGAAGAACGAGAAGAACAUUUUAUGUAUCGACUGUUGUCUUAGCAUCUGUCCUCACUGUCUCUCUUCCCAUACCUCUCAUCGUCUCCUUCAGAUAAGAAGAUACGUGUACAGAGACGUUUUGAGGGUAGAUGAUGGUUCGAAGCUAAUGGAUUGCUCUUCAAUUCAGCCAUACAUAACGAACAGUUCUAAAGUUGUGUUCAUCAAUGAACGACCUCAGUCUCGGCAGUUUCGUGGUUCCGGCAACAUUUGCAUCACCUGUGACCGGAGUCUCCAGUCUCCUUACCUCUUCUGCUCUCUCUCCUGCAAGAUUAGUGACGUCAUAAUGAGACAAAGAGCACUCUCAGGCUUUCUCCGCGUCUGCAACGUUCUCGAUUUAGCCGACGAAGUCACGACAACGACAACGACAACGACGCCCAGCUCCACUCUCGAACCGACCGGGUCGACCCGUACGUCUUCCGAGUCAGGAGGAGGAGACAUGUUCUGGUGUCAGGCGCUCGCUUGCACCGCUACUACUGAAAUCGUUAGGAAGAAAAGAAGCAGCUUGUCGACGACGACUUGCCGGAGAGUCACGGAGGAGGUGGUUUCAACUACUAACACGGAAACUCCGGCGAACUUUUUAAACCGACGGAAGAUUACGCCGCCGCAGCGUGCUCCCCUCUAUUAACUCGUAACGUUCGUUUGUGAAGUUUGGUUGGUCAGUCAGGAGUGGUAAGUAGAAUGAAUACACGUAACUAUUAUAGUCUUAUUUUAUAUAAUUAAUCAAGUAUCUAAAUAUCGAAAAGUUAGGUUCUUAAGAAAAAAAUGAAAGUAUGGGAAUUAAAAUAGAGAGAUGUCUGUCCUGGUUUUGUCUGACUCUGAUCUGUA